Tarenaya hassleriana is the source of this 2618-nucleotide messenger RNA. Its product is annotated as transketolase-1, chloroplastic. Gene Ontology annotation, molecular function: transketolase activity. Gene Ontology annotation, cellular component: cytosol. The record is from RefSeq and is a predicted model, not a curated record. Lineage: Eukaryota; Viridiplantae; Streptophyta; Magnoliopsida; Brassicales; Cleomaceae. The transcript is spliced from 6 exons. Gene Ontology annotation, biological process: pentose-phosphate shunt. The coding region runs from base 71 to 2374 and encodes 767 amino acids.
CCGAGACGCUCAUCGCUCAUUUCUUCACCACUAGCUCCUCUUUCUCUCUCUAGAACCAGAGAGCGCAUCCAUGGCUUCCACUUCUUCCCUUGCGCUCUCUCAAGCCCUCCUCGCCCGCGCCCUUUCUCACCAUGGCUCUGACCAGCGCGUCUCCUUACCCGCCUUCUCCGGCCUCAAAUCCACCGGCCCACGCGCCGCCUCCUCCUCCCGUAGACGCGCCGGACCCACGCGCCACCGCGAUACCCGCCCCGUAAUCCGUGCCGCCGCCGUGGAGACGAUUGACACAACCACUGAGGCGUCGGUUGUGGAGAAGUCGAUCAACACGAUCAGGUUCCUGGCGAUCGACGCUGUGCAGAAGGCGAACUCGGGUCACCCGGGUUUGCCCAUGGGCUGUGCCCCGAUGGGUCACAUUUUGUACGAUGAAGUCAUGAGGUACAACCCCAAGAACCCUUACUGGUUCAACCGUGACCGCUUCGUUCUCUCCGCUGGACAUGGUUGUAUGUUGCAGUACGCAUUGCUUCACCUUGCUGGAUACGACAGCGUUAAGGAAGAAGAUUUGAAGAAUUUCCGUCAGUGGGGAAGCAGAACACCGGGACACCCCGAGAACUUCGAGACUCCUGGAAUUGAAGUGACUACCGGUCCUCUCGGACAAGGUAUUGCGAAUGGUGUCGGUUUAGCUCUUGCUGAGAGGCAUUUGGCAGCUAGAUUCAACAAACCCGACAGUGAAAUUGUUGACCAUUACACAUAUGUGAUCCUGGGAGAUGGUUGUCAGAUGGAGGGAAUUUCAAAUGAAGCUUGCUCUCUUGCUGGCCACUGGGGACUUGGAAAGCUCAUUGCUUUUUACGACGACAAUCACAUUUCCAUUGAUGGUGACACGGAAAUUGCCUUCACCGAGAAUGUUGACCAACGGUUUGAAGCCCUUGGAUGGCAUGUUAUCUGGGUGAAGAAUGGAAACACUGGCUAUGACGAGAUCCGUGCUGCCAUCAAGGAAGCUAAGGCUGUGAAAGACAAGCCCACAUUGAUCAAGGUCACAACCACCAUUGGUUUUGGGUCUCCCAACAAGGCAAACUCGUACAGUGUACACGGUAGUGCACUUGGUGAGAAGGAGGUUGAGGCAACUAGAAAGAACCUUGGAUGGCCCUAUGAGCCAUUGCAUGUACCUGACGAUGUUAAAAGGUUAGUAGAUCUAAAUUUGGCUUCUGUUACUUUUUAUGGUAUUGGAAAGUUUCUGUUCUUUAUUGUGUUUCGUACAUUUUCCAGCCACUGGAGCCGGCAUACCCCUGAAGGGGCUGCUCUUGAAGCUGAUUGGAAUGCCAAGUUUGCAGAGUAUGAGAAGAAAUACCCAGAGGAAGCUGCAGAACUGAAAGCUAUCAUCACUGGUGAAUUGCCUUCUGGUUGGGAGAAGGCACUGCCUACAUAUACCCCUGAGUCCCCGGGUGAUGCUACCAGAAACCUGUCUCAGCAAUGCCUUAAUGCCCUUGCAAAUGUUGUGCCCGGUUUCCUUGGUGGGAGUGCUGACCUUGCAUCUUCCAACAUGACAUUGCUCAAAAUGUUUGGUGAUUUCCAAAAGGGGACACCCGAAGAGAGAAACCUAAGGUUUGGUGUUAGGGAGCACGGUAUGGGAGCCAUCUGCAACGGCAUUACCCUUCACAGCCCGGGCCUUAUCCCCUACUGUGCAACUUUCUUUGUCUUUACUGACUACAUGAGAGCUGCCAUGAGAAUCUCAGCUUUGUCUGAAGCUGGUGUUAUUUACGUGAUGACCCAUGAUUCCAUUGGUCUCGGAGAAGAUGGGCCGACCCACCAGCCAGUUGAGCACUUGGUCAGUUUCCGUGCCAUGCCCAAUAUUCUGAUGUUCCGUCCUGCUGAUGGUAACGAAACAGCUGGUGCAUACAAGAUUGCCGUCUCUAAACGCAAGACACCCUCUGUCUUAGCACUCUCUAGGCAAAAGCUGCCUCAACUUCCCGGCACAUCCAUUGAAGGCGUCGAGAAGGGUGGAUACACAAUCUCUGACAACUCGUCCGGUAACAAACCCGAUGUGAUCUUGAUUGGAACUGGGUCUGAGCUAGAAAUCGCUGCUAAGGCAGCUGAGGAACUCAGGAAGGAAGGCAAAGCUGUUAGAGUGGUGUCCUUUGUGUGCUGGGAGCUCUUUGCUGAGCAGUCAGAUGCAUACAAGGAAAGCGUUUUGCCAUCUGAUGUAUCGGCUAGGGUUAGCAUUGAAGCUGGAUCGACUUUCGGGUGGGAAAAGGUUGUCGGGUCGAAAGGGAAGGCUAUCGGGAUUGACUCCUUCGGGGCCAGUGCACCAGCAGGCUUACUCUACAAGGAGUUCGGUAUAACUGUGGACGCUGUUAUUGCAGCAGCUAAGGCACUGAUCUAGAUCUUCUUCUCUGGUUUGCUAUGUCACAUUACAGAGAAGCUGUUCUCAGCAUUCCCCUCUGUUUUAAAUCAAAUAAAAGAAAAAAAAAGCAAGAUGAAGAGAUUUCCUUUUGUUUCUUUCUUGUAAUUCCUUGAGAAGUCAACAUAGGUUUGGAGAAGAGCAAAGCCAUGGGAGGACUGGGAACUCCAUUAUCUGUAACAACUCUUGUAUUGUUAUGCUUCAAAUCCAGAGAUUUUUUUCCCCA